CAAGGAACUCCACUAACGUGUGCUGGUGCUGUUGGCUGUUGAUGGAGUGGAUAUGACUCUGAAGAAAGCGAUCAUUGUUCCCGGGAAUGGAGCCGGAGAUGUGGAGCGCUGCAACUGGUAUGGGUGGGCGAACAAGCAGAUCAAUAAGAUUCCAGGGAUGACCAGCCUGCUGCGGAACAUGCCGGACCCGGUGACCGCGCGCGAGACCAUCUGGCUGCCCUUCAUGGAGGAGGAGCUGAAGUGCGACGCGGAGACGGUCAUCAUCGGCCACAGCUCGGGGGCGGCGGCCGCCAUGAGGUACGCGGAGACCCGCAAAGUCUUCGCCAUCAUCCUGGUCGGGGCGUACACCUCGGACUUGGGAGACGAGACGGAGAGAGAGAGCGGCUACUUCAGCCGCCCGUGGCAGUGGGAGCAGAUCAGAGCGAACGUCGGCCACAUCGUCCAGUUCGGCUCCACCGAUGACCCCUUCCUGCCUUGGGAGGAGCAGGAGGAAGUGGCCAAAGGCUUGCAGGCGGAGCUUCACAAGUACUCGGACCGUGGCCACUUCAUGAACUCCCAGUUCCCCGAGCUCAUAAACGCGGUCAAGAAGCUCAAAGAAGCUGCGUAGUAAUGCAACAGGCAUCCCCAACCGGCCUGCUCUUUUCUUUGCCACCAUUACAGUGCAUGUCCCACAUCAGUGACCCACUAGAGCUGUCCGUUAUUCUAGACACAAUCACACAACAACAAAACAACAACAACAAAAUGCAAAACUUGAUUCUUUAAACUGAUAUUCACUCACACAAGUUUGCAAGAGACUGAUCUGAGAGACUGAGACUGAAAACGGUUUGAGACUGAUCACAGAUUUGAGAAUGGGUCAUGGCUAUAAAUAUCAAUAUCGAUAUCAAAUUCGAAUGGUUCCUUAGGUUAUUCCUCUGCCAAAGAUGAAUACAUAUGUGGUUUUGUACCCUUAUAACUAUUUCUAUUCAUUCCGACACACAGUAUCCCAUUCAUCGAUCCCAUGAUUAGGCUCAUAACUAUCUAGGAUGAGGUAUGACUCUACUGUAGGCUACAAACAGCCUGCAUUUGUCAUGACUUGACAACGGGACAUUUAUUUUUAUAACACACAGCUCUCUGAAGUAGAAAAGUGCCUGCUUCUGUUAAAAUGGGACACUUUGAUCAAAUUAAAAGAGUCUUAGUCAGUAAAACUGACAACACAUUUUUCAUAUUCUAGAUUUGAGAUAAUAAUCUUCUACACCUCUGACUAAUACCAGGCUAACCAUGACAGAAUCGUUCACAUACGCAUGCUCUGUAAAUGAAAUAAAGUGCC
Messenger RNA from Sardina pilchardus (European sardine), 1306 nucleotides. RefSeq names its product retinoblastoma binding protein 9 (gene rbbp9). The transcript has 2 exons. The record is from RefSeq and is a predicted model, not a curated record. NCBI's taxonomy places the organism in Eukaryota, Metazoa, Chordata, Actinopteri, Clupeiformes, Clupeidae. Gene Ontology annotation, molecular function: hydrolase activity. Bases 53 to 607 code for a protein of 184 amino acids.